Molecule: messenger RNA, 1060 nt
Organism: Pocillopora verrucosa
Lineage: Eukaryota; Metazoa; Cnidaria; Anthozoa; Scleractinia; Pocilloporidae
Source: RefSeq, a predicted model, not a curated record
UAGGUCUGAGAAUUAAACGCGCUAUGAGUGGAAUUACCUGUGAAUUUCUACAAGAGAAGCUUCAGAAGGAGCUAAAUCCUAUACAUGUGGAAGUAGUUGACCUGUCAGAUGGGUGUGGAGGAAAGUUCUCAAUACUUAUUGUAUCUGACAAGUUUGAAGGGAAGCCUCUUCUAGCCCAGCAUCGAAUGGUGAAUAAUUGCUUAGCAGAGGAAUUGAAGACUAUUCAUGCACUGACCCUGAAAACAAUGAAACCAGCACAGUGGGAAAAACAGAAGGAAACUUAAUGCAUGGAUAUUGGAACAGUGGAGUCAAUUAGAAACUAUUAAUAGCCCCUGUGUGAAUAAAGAAGACCUGAGUUUGUUCUGUACAUCCAAAUGACAGUGUUGCACAUGUGGAACUAUCUAAAUAUUAGUCUUGGAAAGGAAAUAAUUUUUGUUCUUCUGAUGUAUUUGUAAAAAAAUAUUAAUUUAGGUACUUGUAAUAAUUUAAAGUGGGUUCUCUAAAUGAGCUGCAUUUCUUAGCUGCAAAAUCAAUUCACUGUUCUUUGAAUAUUCACUUCUUACAAGUUCAGAAAUUUGUUGAUUUGACCAAUAUGAAACAAUUUUGAAGGAUAAAAAGAUUUUCUACCCAUGAAUUAUCUACCUUUCUUCAUAUCAAACUUAUUUGGUUGGAGACAACAACCCUUCUUGAAAAGCACAAUCCUUGCAAUUGAAAAUUUGUUACACUUUAAACUCACUCCAGCCAUACUGAACUUUGAAUAUCUGGAAAAGCAGAUACAAAAUCUUGAUUACAAUGAUACCUGGUAUUAAAAGAUUAUUAAGGGAUUACCUUUUUUCUCCCAAACUAUUCAGAGUUGAGAAGUAAAUAAUGAUAAUAGAGUUGAGUGGAGUCCAAUUUGGUCUGUAAUCAUGUGAGUGAUGAACAAAAUCAGAUGAAUGCAAAAUGGGAGUCAGAUUUGUUGAUCACAAGUAUGAUUGCAGACAGAAUUGGACAACAAGAAGUCCUGUUACCAAUUAAUGGUAACCAUUUCAAUUAAAAAAAAAUACACCUAGAACAAAUA